AUGCAUCGUAACUUUGAAUCCAUCCCAGUGUUUGGAACUGGGAGAAUCUCAAGAAUGAAUACAGUGGAGAAAAUUAGUCACUUUGGGGCUGUAAACGUGGACGGACUACGCAAUACUGUGGGUAAAAAAUAUAUCGAUUCAAAUGCGAAGUUUGACACCACUUUAUACAUUCAAAUUUCAGGAGUAUUGCGGCUCCAUUUAUUCAUCCGGUCGGACGAAGAAAUUAGUGAAGCAGAGCUACAGGGAAGCUGCAUUGAUCCUAUAAUGUAUUACAUUCUACAAUCCACAGGAAAACAUCUACUUUCGAUGACCGUCUUCUUUAAGGACGCACUGGAAAUGCGAAGUUCAAAAUAUAUGGCUGCGGUACAGGCUAUCGGUAAAAACUUACAGAUUGGCGAGAAGGAUAAUUUAUAUUUAAUGGUGAAGCUUUAUUCAUUUGAGACAACUAAAUAUCUAGUUCAACUUUCGCACUCGCUCAGUUCAUUAGAUAGCUUAAAGCAGAUUUUGAUUUGUAGCAAGGACAAUUGUGUUGGGGCUCAAGAAGGUAGAGCAGGGAGGAGAUAUUGCAGUAUUGAUAUAUCAGAUCUUAAUCUGAAUAUAAACAUCAAAAAGACAACUUCUUGGAAUAAACGGACAAAUGGGUUUUUAAUUCAAAAUGCUUAA
Molecule: messenger RNA, 663 nt
Organism: Phycomyces blakesleeanus NRRL 1555(-)
Lineage: Eukaryota; Fungi; Mucoromycota; Mucoromycetes; Mucorales; Phycomycetaceae
Exons: 5
Coding region: 1-663 (220 amino acids)
Source: RefSeq, a predicted model, not a curated record